AUGGGAACAGUGUUUCCGGGUAGACCGAGUCCUCCUGUUUCACCAAGUGAUGAUAUUCAGACAAAUGCUGACAAUAAAUAUCCUGAAUCACUCCGCCUUAUUUUACUUGAUGACAGUGAGGAUAAUGAAGGACAUCGAAAUACAGAAGAAGAAUUACGUUCUAUUAUUAACCAUCUGGAAAAAUUUCAAGAUAUUAAUAAAUGUCAACAAUAUAUUGAAAACGAAUCACAAAAAUAUCGAUUCGUACUCAUUGUUAGUGGUCGAUUAGGAAAAGAAAUAGUACCUUCUAUUGAUAAAAUUAGGCAAGUUCGAUCAAUAUAUGUGUUUUGUAUGAAUCAGGCAUAUCAUAAAGAGUGGACUUGGAGAUUUAAGAAGGUGAAAGCUGUUGUUGUUGAACUUGAUGAACUUGUCUCUAGAAUCAAAUCAGACCAUAAAAUCCAGAUAAAAGUGAAAGAUCCAUUAUCAAUCAAUAUUUGGACAGCAAGUGCAGGCAAAUCAACAACGGGAGUCAAUGGUAAAUUUAUUUUCUCUCAAGUUCUUAUUGAUUGUCUUCUACAACUAAAAUCUACUGGGACAGACAAAAAUGAACUUAUUGAUUAUUGUAAAAGUCAAUAUGAAGGUAAUGAUUCUGAGUUAAACAAUCUUCGUGAAUUUGAACAAGAUUAUUCACCAAACGAAGUCUUAUGGUGGUACACAAAAGAAUCAUUCUUUUAUAAGACACUUAAUGCAGCUCUACGUACUGAAGCUAUUCAUAUGAUUUUUCUAUUUCGUGCAUUUAUUUCUGAUAUUCGUGAUCAAUUGAAAGAAUAUCAAGUUAAGAAUUCUCUAAAAGUUUAUCGAAGUCAAAAGAUGUCAAGUGAUGAACUUACAAUUCUACAACAAAGUAUUGACCAAUUUAUUUCUGUAAAUUCAUUUUUUUCCACUAGUACUGAUUAUCAGAAAGCUGUUUCAUUUCUUGAUGAUGCUGACAAAUCAUCCAAUUUAGAGAGAGUAUUAUUUGAAAUUGAUGCUGAUCCUGCGGUGGUAACUGCAAAACCAUUUGCUGAUGUCAGUCCAUUUAGUGACUAUCCUGAUGAGUCAGAAGUUCUUUUUAUGCUUGGUUCUAUUUUUCGUCUUGAAAGUAUUAAUCGUAACAAUGAUCAAAUAUGGAUCAUUCGAAUGACUUUAUGUCGUGAUGAUGAACAUCAUUUAAAACACUUUUUUGAUUCUAAGAAACAAGAAAUUGGAAGUGGAGAAACAAAUCUGCAAACCUUAGGAAAAUUAUUAUGGAAAAUGGGUAAAAAUGAUUUAGCUAAGAAAUAUUUUUGUCGUUUAUUGGAAGAACUUCCGCCAAAUGAUCCUUCACUUCGCAGUUUAUAUGACAAUCUUGCCGAUCUUGCAUCACAGGCAGGUAAUUUUGAAGAAAGUCUUGUAUGGCAUUCAAAAUCGCUUGCAUUCUACCGGGAUAAUCCUAUUGCUAAUCCAUCAAUGUUAAAUGAAAAUGAGAUAUUUAUCAGUGGCUUACCGUCUGAUAUGGAGAAGCAACGAUUAUUCGAUACCCUACGAGAUAUGUUUUCCACUGUUGGUUCAAUUAAAAGUGAUCCAUUAACAGAGAAACCAUGCAUCUAUCUAUUUCGAAGCAAAGAUGAUACCACUCAACUCACUGGUGAAGCAACGGUUACAUUUGAAAAGAAGGAAAUUGCUGAGAAAGCAUUCGAAAAUUACAAUGGACAAUGUGUAGCGAACUUGAAUAAUGCUGAAAUUCAUGUAAAGUUGGCAGAAACGAAAUGCCAGGAACCAAACAGCAAAGAACUCGAGCCACAGGCAUCUGGCAUUGGUCAUGUCGGCGAUACAAAAAAAAACAUAACAAAUAAAAUAUUCAUCUGUGGCUUGCCCCGUAAUAUGUCCGAGGAGCAACUGCUGCGUCAAGUUUCCCGUGUAUUUUCUACAGUUGGCCGAAUACAAGUGAAAAAUCGAACAGGGGAACCAGAUAUAGUUUUAUUUAAAGCAAAAUUCAAUAAUAAUCAGUUGACUGGUACGGCAACAAUUACAUACGAAAAAGAGGAAGCAGCCAUGGAAGCAAUUACGAAGUAUAAUGAAAAAUGUACGCCAGCGUUAAGUAAUGCUCGCCUUUCAGUGAAGACGUGGGAAAUGAAAACUACUCAUGUAACACCAGGAUUGGAACCUGGGCCGCUACCAGCAGAGCCAACACUGCCAGACUCUAGUGAGUAUUUGUAA
Rotaria socialis is the source of this 2217-nucleotide messenger RNA. NCBI's taxonomy places the organism in Eukaryota, Metazoa, Rotifera, Eurotatoria, Philodinida, Philodinidae. The record is from the annotation of a GenBank genome assembly.